AAUUCUGAGCAUGUUGAUGUGCUCACGAAAAUGAUUUUAAUUCCGAUUUAUAAUAAUGUUUAAUAGUUAAUUUAGUUUAUAUUUAAGUUAUAGUAAAUAAAUAAACAAAAUGGAUAAACCAGAAGUGAAAUCGUUCAACGCGGAGUUAUCCGGGUUGUACGAAAAUAAGCCGCCAAUAUCAAAGGCAAAAAUGAGUGCUAUAACAAGAGGUGCUAUCAAGGCAAUUAAGUUCUACAAACACGUUGUACAUAGUGUUGAAAAGUUCAUCCAAAAGUGCAAACCUGAAUACAAAGUUCCGGGACUUUACGUGAUAGAUUCAAUUGUAAGACAGUCAAGGCAUCAAUUUGGACAAGAUAAAGACGUGUUUGCCCCUAGGUUUGCCAAAAAUAUGCAACAAACAUUUGCUAAUCUGUUUAGAUGCCCUCCAGAAGAUAAGCGCAACAUCAUCAGAGUGUUGAACCUUUGGCAAAAGAAUAAUGUGUUUGGUCCCGAUGUCAUCCAACCCUUAUUGGAUAUGGCAGAUCCAAAUCAUCCUUUACAUUUGGAAAUACAACAACAACAAAAUAACACUGCCAAUGGGAGUUCAUUAAAUAUCACCCAUAAUGCGUCAGAUAAUAAAAUAUCUCCUGGCCCUGCAUCACAACAUACGCCACAUUCUUCUACACCAAUGGGUGAUCAGUUUCAGGAUCAGCCCUCAGGGCCGCCGCCAGCUAAAUUUAAUCGCAAAUUACUCAACGAUUUUGAAUAUGAGAGUGGAGAUGAUACUCCCGCGGCAGACUCAAGUCCCCCGCCGCAACACAACUCAGUUCAUAUGCAGAAUAUGCAUAAUGCUCACAAUAAUCAAAACAAUAUGCAGCAUAAUCAACAUUCACAAAAUACUCAAUCUACUCAUCAACAUCAACAAUCACAUAAUCCAGCUGAUGCGUUAGGAAGCAUAUUAACAAAUCCGGAGAUUAUGAGACAACUACAAAGCUUACAAGCUCAAAUGCAAUUAGUUGCAGGAAUGCAGAUACCCAAUUUAAUGCCAAUGAUGUCAGAUUUGCAAAUGCAGCAAAAUCAAAACCAAGGGCUUCCUUUCUUAGGUUCGCAAAAUGAGCCUCCAAAGCAAAAUGAAUCAAAGGAUGACAUGGCAAAUGAAUCUGAUAUAGAAUUUGUGGACGCUGGACCUCAAGUUAUUGAAAUUCCUGAUGCAAAUGAUUCUAGGAGUCCAUCGCCGAAAUCCCGUCGUCGCGGAUCACGAUCACCGCGUAGGAGGCGUCGCUCGCGAUCGCCGCGUAGACGUCGGGACCGUGACAGGGACAGGGAUAGGGAUAAAGAAAAGGAAAAAAGUUACAAAGAGAGAGAGGCGGAAAAAGAAAAACAACGGGAACGUGAAAAAAAGGGAUUGCCACCUAUUAAAAAGGAGAACUUAAGUGUGUGUAGUACAACACUAUGGGUGGGCCAUUUAUCGAAACUGGCAACACAAGAGGAAUUGUCCGACCUUUUUGGUGCAUUUGGAGGUCUUGUGUCGGUGGAUUUAGUGCCGCCGAGGGGAUGCGCUUUUGUUGUUAUGGAAAGGAGACGAGAUGCUGCAAGAGCAAAGCAAAAAUUAGACAGGCAUAAAUUGCAUUCAAAGGAAAUAACCGUGGCGUGGGCGGCCGGCAAGGGCGUGAAGGGGCGCGAGUGGAAGGACUACUGGGAGGCGGAGCUCGGCGUGGCGUACCUGCCGUGGGCCGCGCUGCACGCGCGCUGGGUGCUCGGCGCGCUGUCGCUCGACGCGCUCGAGGAGGGCGGCGCGGUGGACGAGGAGACGCUGCCGCCGUGGCUGCCGCCCAGGAUAAUACCAAAAUCGAUGUCCGAGAUACCGCUACUCGGCGGCAUGCCACCAGUAUCCGGCGCGGGCAUGCUCCCGCUGGGCGCGCUGCCCGCGAGCUUGCCGAGCCUGCCCAACCUGCCGCCCAGCACGAUGGCGAUGAGUGGCCCACCGCCGGCCAGCAUACCGCUGCCCGUGCCGAGGAUGCCGCCGCCGGGGUACGUGCCCUAUACUGUUGACGCUAGUCUGGGACCAGGUCUACCCACAGGCAUGCCACCCGGCAUGCGGCCACCGCUUCCCGCACCAUUACCAGGUGUACAAGCAGACGGUGGUUUAGGGGCGGGCGGUGCGUUAUUAGGAUUCCCGCCUUCGAUGCAACCUCACACUUUACAACAAUCAGGAAUGGUGGGCGGUUUCCUAAGUGGGCUGAUGGGCAUGGGAAUGGGCGGUCUCGUGUUGCCGCUGCAUCAUGCACCGUUACCUUCGCAACCGCAGCCGCAGCAACAGCAACAACAGCAACAGCAACAACAACAAGCCAGCUCAGACGUGAGUGGAGCCGAUGACGCAAUGGAGUUGGACCCCGAAGAUACUCCUACAGACAGUCAAAGCGAAAUGCAUAUACGUGACAAUGUGCCUUCUAAUAUGCAUCCUGAUCAGUUACAAGCGCUGGUCUCGAAGCCACCACCGGCGUUCAACAGCUCAGAACCGCCCCCUGGUUUCAACCCGGACAACUUCGACUCUAGCCAGCCGCCGCCGGACGACAAACGGGAUGAGGAUAGACGUGACCGUGACCGGGAUAGACGGGAUCGGGAUAGGGAUAGAGAGCGACGGGAUCGGGAUAGGAGAGAUGGAAGUGGAAGAGAUGGCAGUGGAAGGGAUGGAAGCGCUAGGGAUAGGGAGCCAAGGGGUGGCCGGGAUCGCGAGAGGCGGGACGGACGCGAGCGGGAUAGAGGAGAACGUGACGACCGUCGUGACCGUGACAGAGAUCGUGAGCGUGAUCGCGGCAGGGAGCGACGUGACCGUGACCGCGGACGGGACCGCGACCGUGACAGGGAUCGUGACCGUGUCAGUAGAGAUGGCAAUAAUCCAGAAAGAGGCCGCGACAAGUCGCCACGUGGCAACGAGCCAUCAAACGAGAAGACGCUCCAAGAACGGUUGUGGGAGAUGGCCAACGGCAAGGAGAUGGAGAUGGAAGAAGAGCAGCCCGGAGAGCAGGGCAGUGACAGCGAGCAGCAGAUCGACCUGCCUCCCGCACCACUUGAUAAUGGGGGUGAUAAUCAAGCCGAAAACGAGGGCGGAUGGACACAGCUGCCUCCACCACGACAAAUGGCACCGAUGUUCAGGGCUGAGCUAAGAAUGAGAGGACCUCCGAUCAGACCGCCUGUCAGAGGACCGUGGAUGGAUCAAGGACCAGGAGGCCCAGGUCCGUUUGGACCAAGGUUCAAUAAUAUGGGACCGCCUUUUAAUAGACCUCCUUUUGAACGACCACCGUUUGAAGGUGGUCCUGGGCCAAUGUUUGAUAGACCGCCGUUCAAUCGAAUGCCAUUUGAUAACCGACCACCGUUCGACGGCCCAAGACCACCAUUUGAUGGUCCCAGACCACCGUUUGACGGACCCAGGCCGCCAUUUGAUGGACCACGGCCACCGUUUGAUGGUCCAAGACUACCUUUCGACGGCCCUAAACCGCGUCCUCCAUUCGAUGGGCCAAGACCGCCUUUCGAUGGUCCACGUCCACCGUUUGAUGGCCCAAGACCGCCAUUUGACGGUCCUCGACCUCACUUCGAUGGUCCACGACAACCAAUUGACGGGCCUAGACCGCCUUUCAAUGUUCCAAGACCACCUUUCGAUGGUCCCAGACCGCCUUUCGAUGGACCGCGACCACCUUUCGAAGGACCAAGGCAAUACGAAGGUUUUGAAGGAGAUAGACAGUUUGAUGGACCUAGAUUUGAUGGUCCCCCUGAAUACUUUGAUAGGAACAGAAGAUUUGACGAACGCGAACAAUUUGAAAGGGGCUGGAAUAGAGAUAGAGAAUGGGACAGGAGAAACGAAUGGGAUGACAGAAGAAGGGACAGAAGGAGUGCCGGAAAUAUUGAACAUGAAGAUAGAUAUAAAAGAGAUAGAAACGACAGAAGAAGAAACCAUGAUGACAGAACAAAACCCCGCGAAGACAGGAAUUCGAGACGAGAUAAAGAUAGAAAAUCCAGAUGGGGAGCUGCUGAUGAAAACACAAAUCAGAGUGAAGAAGCUGAACAAACGGAAGUUCCAAAUAAUACGAAUGAUAAUGAAGCUAACAAAUGCGAACAAACUAGUGAGCCUAGUGUUAAGGAAACAAAUUCUGUAGAAAAAGAUACUAAUAAUGUAGACUAUGACACAAAGUAUGUAGAAAAUGAAAGCAAUAAUUUAGAAUCUAAGGAAAAUAGUGUUCCAUUAGAAGAAAAUACAUUAGAAAAUAAUGUACAUGAAUCGAAUGUCACAGAAAAGGAAGAUACUCAAGAAUCAAACGAUCAUGAAAUAGAGCAUGAUAAUUUUAAUAAAGUAGAAACAAAUACUUUUAAUGGUAACAGUGAAGAUAGCAGAGAGGUAAAUGAGGAAGUUAGUGAAUCAGCUAAUCUUUACGACGCAAACGAUGCUGUAGAUACGAGUUUUUCAGUACCGUCAAAAGAAGUACAAGAAAAAAUUGAACAUGAACCCAGCACAGAUUCUGCUGACAAGUCGGACGAUAUAUUUAAUGAUAAAGCGGUGCAGGAAGUGACGCAAAAUGAACCAGUACAAGAAAAUACUGAAAGUGAAGUGGCACAAAGCAAAGAAGGUCAUCUCUGACAGCGGUGGAUCAAGUUUGGAUAUUUCCAGUGGAAUUGAUUCGGGUGACGCGUCCGGGCCCGACGUCACAAACACACAGCUACGCAGUGUUGCCAGCUCGGAAUAGUUGCGCGUUGUUCGGGAAAGUCGUUUAAUGAAUUUUUUUAAUAUUAUUGUUGCUAUUUAAAUGAAUCAAAAAUAUAAUUUUGUUGGCAUAAUAAUAUAAUUUUAAUAUCACAAAUGAGGUCGUCAUCAAAUGACACCAAUAAAUUGAUGUAAUUUAUUUAACUCGAACUGGUAGCACUGGUGAGCUGCAAAUAGUUUAACGCAGAUUUAUAACGCCAAAGAUAAUUUUAUACAAUAUACGAUUGAAAUAAAUACCGAGUGCCUUAUUGGUGUUUUGUUUCUGCGGCGGUGAAGAGGAACCCGCCCGGGCGCUCAAGUGGAGCGACCCGGGCCAGGUACGGUUGCUAUGUUGAUACAAUACGCAAUACGCACGUCUACAACAAUUUUUAAUGUUUUUCACGCCCUAACUGAAUGUUAGUAAGUUGUAAGUUUUAGUUUCAGUAAUUUCAAUAUUUUUCAUUUACUUAUUGACAAAAAAACAAUUGUUGUCGACGAGUGUAUAUCAUUUUUUAAAUUAUGUCGCAAUGGAUAUAUUAGCUUUGUAUCAAAUUAAGCCUACUUUUAGCUACCAAUAUGAUCCAUUGCAACAUAAAUUAUAUCACUAGCAAUGUGUGCAAAGGCCUCGACGACGCCGUGCCACCCGAAUCAACACUGGAAAUAGAAGAUAAGGAAUAAAAUGGAUUCUUCAAGCGUCUUCAGUCGCCAAAUUAGGUGUCGACGAUACGGCCCAUCGUUUAAAUCUUUCAGAUUAAUAGGCUUGACCUAGUGUUUAUACAAUCGUUAGUUAGGUAAUUUUAAUUUAAUAUUAUGGACUAUGAUCAAUUCAUUAUUCAUUUUUUGUGUUUCAUAUAUCUUGGUGAAGGUAGAAAAGUUUUAUUUUUAUUUCAUCUAAUUACAUCGUUAAGAUACUAACAAAAUCUAUAUCUUCAUUUAUGCAUAAGGUAUUAAAGUAGGAAUAUUUUUAAAUUACAAAUUUAAUGAUACAUUGUUCACUUGAUGUAAAAUAUAAUUUUUAUUUUAAAAUGAUUAUUAUAAAUUUAUAUAGCUGGCUUUGUUUUGUGGAUAAAAUAAGAACACGUUAGUUGGUGUAGUUAUAAAGUUAAAUUGCAUGCUUAAAUGUUUGUCAUAUUUGUGCUUAAAUAAAAAUUAAAAAUACA
Colias croceus (clouded yellow) is the source of this 5874-nucleotide messenger RNA. It is a transcript of the gene Isha, whose product is annotated as SR-related and CTD-associated factor 4. The transcript is spliced from 23 exons. Gene Ontology annotation, cellular component: nucleus. Bases 110 to 4612 code for a protein of 1500 amino acids. The record is from RefSeq and is a predicted model, not a curated record. Gene Ontology annotation, molecular function: RNA binding. Lineage: Eukaryota; Metazoa; Arthropoda; Insecta; Lepidoptera; Pieridae.